AAGAAGAUUAUCAAGGGAGAAUCAAAAAUUAAUCAAAUUAAAAUAAGAAUUUAUUUUAGAUUUAAUAGUGAAAGAAAGUAUAAAAUGAUCAAUAUUAGCAAAUCCGCUUCUAAGGUUUUAAAAUUAAAUUAAGCUUUAAACGCAUAAUUUUCAAGAGUACGUUCUUUCAAUGAUUUUAAGGCUGCUAAGACAUAUAUUGAUACUCUUAAACCCAAGCUCGCUUGUUUAUAUUUCCGUGCUGACUGGAAUCCUCUUUGUGAAUAGGCUGAUAAAGAUUUCGACAAGCUUUCUGAUACUCAUCUUGAAUAUGAAUUUGUCAAAAUCGAUAUAGAUAAAGCUCCCUAAGCUAAGGGUUACUUCGCCGUUAGAUGUGAACCUGAAUUCCUUUUGUUGUGUUUGGGCCAAGAAAUGACAAGAUAAACAGGUUAAAACUAAAGAAAUUUAGAACACAGACUUUUCAAAGUUUAAGAAUAUGUUAAGGGACUUAAUUUCCCUGCUGGUAUGGAUACUUAUGAAGAAUUCCACGAAUAAUACAUGGCCGAACAUACUCAACUCGAUAAGGAAAUUAACGAAUGGGCUAGAUGA
This is a messenger RNA of Tetrahymena thermophila SB210, 585 nucleotides long. Its product is annotated as thioredoxin. NCBI's taxonomy places the organism in Eukaryota, Ciliophora, Oligohymenophorea, Hymenostomatida, Tetrahymenidae. The transcript has 3 exons. The record is from RefSeq and is a predicted model, not a curated record.